UGUUUAUUUUUAUGUAAUAUAUACAUGCCAAACUAGAACACACUUGAGAUCUAGGAAAGGAACAAGCUCUCUUGCUCCCACACCAUCCUAUCACUCCUAUGAUCGUUUGCAUUCUAGUGAUACCGACACACUGGUCGGAGAUUAUCUCAGUUUCAUUAAAAAGAAAAAAUAAGACAAAAUGAAAGGAGAUGUAUUCAAAUCUACAACACUUGUCAAGAUAUUAGGCUUUGUGUUACUGUCGAUAGCAUUUUUCUACUUCGGAAAACAUUAUUCCGAUGGAUCUCAACAGCUUGUUUUCUUCAAUUCACGUCAAGAUUCAUCAACUACACCCAAACCCACAACCCCAAAUUCUCAAUUCGUUGCAAUUUCACCUAAUUCCAACAAAUCCUUCGAUUUAUCCUCGUUAAUUAACGAUACCAAUGUUGCCGAAAAGCCAUUAAAAAAUACAAUUCAUCCACCACCUUUGCUGACGUCACCACCUCCUCCGCCGCCGCCGAAGGAGCCGGUGGAGAAGAUGGGGUUGUUGGAUGAGAAUGGGGUAAUGAAGGAUGAUUUUCGAGUUGGGGGUGAUGGUUUUGAAGUUGUGGAAAAUUGGGGUGUGGGGAAUGAGACUGAGGAGGGUGGUGGUGGUGGUGGGGUUAAGGGGUUUAGGGUUAAGAAAUAUGGGCUGUGUAGUCAUAGUAUGAGGGAGUAUAUACCAUGUUUGGAUAAUGUGGAGGCAAUUUCUAAGCUGAAAUCGGUUGAAAGAGGGGAGAAAUUUGAGCGGCAUUGUCCCGAAAAAGGGAAAGGAUUGAAUUGUUUGGUUCCUCCACCGAAAGGUUAUCAAACUCCGAUUCCAUGGCCAAAAAGUCGCGAUGAGGUUUGGUUCAGCAACGUUCCUCAUGCACGUCUAGCGGAGGAUAAGGGUGGUCAAAAUUGGAUAUCGAUAGACAAGGACAAGUUCAAGUUUCCUGGAGGCGGCACCCAGUUCAUACAUGGAGCUAAUCAGUACUUGGAUCAGAUUGAAAAGAUGCUCCCUGAAAUUGCAUUUGGCCGUCAUGUGCGAGUUGCUUUAGAUAUUGGUUGUGGUGUGGCAAGCUUUGGUGCUUAUUUACUAUCAAGGAAUGUGCUCACCCUGUCUGUUGCUCCAAAAGACGUUCAUGAAAACCAGAUUCAGUUUGCUCUCGAACGUGGCGUGCCUGCAAUGGUAGCUGCAAUUGCGACACAUCGUCUACUUUAUCCAAGUCAGGCAUUUGAACUAAUCCAUUGUUCAAGGUGUCGGGUCAAUUGGACUCGUGAUGAUGGGAUUUUACUACUGGAGGUCAACAGGUUGCUCCGAGCUGGUGGAUAUUUUGUUUGGGCUGCACAACCUGUUUAUAAACAUGAAGCAGUCCUGGAAGAGCAAUGGGAAGAGAUGGUUAAUCUUACCACUCGUCUUUGCUGGAAUCUUGUGAAGAAGGAAGGUUAUAUUGCUAUAUGGCAGAAGCCCUUAAAUAACAGUUGCUAUUUAAGCCGCGAGGAAGGAGCCCAACCUCCUCUCUGUGAUCUACAUGAUGACCCAGACGAUGUUUGGUAUGUUGAUCUGAAAGCAUGUAUUACACGAUUGCCUGAAGAAGGAUAUGGUGCAAAUAUUACCACUUGGCCUUCACGCCUGCAGUAUCCUCCAGAUAGGCUCCAGAGCAUACAAGUAGAUUCUUUUAUGUCUAGGAAAGAGCUCUUCAGGGCAGAGUCAAAAUUCUGGAACGAAAUAAUUGGAAGCUAUGUCCGUGCUUGGCAUUGGAAGAAGCUCAAACUUAGAAAUGUAAUGGAUAUGAGAGCUGGUUUUGGAGGAUUUGCAGCAGCAUUAAUUGAAAAUCAACUGGAUUGCUGGGUUCUAAAUGUUGUCCCUGUUAGUGGUCAUAAUACCUUACCUGUCAUCUUUGACCGUGGACUACUUGGAGUCAUGCAUGAUUGGUGUGAACCAUUUGAUACUUACCCAAGAACCUAUGACCUAUUGCACGCAAAUGGUCUCUUCUCGAUUGAACAGAAAAGAUGCAACAUGUCCACAAUCAUGCUCGAAAUGGACCGGAUACUAAGGCCAGGUGGACAUGCGUACAUCCGAGAUUCCGUCGCUGUCAUGGAUGAACUUCAGGAUAUUGGGAAAGCCAUGGGUUGGCAUGUAACUGUGAGAGACACAUCUGAAGGUCCUCAUGCAAGUUACAAGAUAUUGGUAGGUGACAAACACCUUUUACGAGGUAAACGAUGACAAGAAAGGAGAAGCCAACAUUCGUGUCUGGUCAUGGCAAGAUCAAACAACUCCAUGGACACAUCAAACCUCAUGUUUCUACAGUACUUGGACCUGAAAGAGCCUUGCUAACAUGGCAAUCUUUCUUUGUCCGGGGCUGUUGUUUGUACCAUGUAGCAUAUAACAAUGUACAGCAGAAGAUGGUAUAGCUUCACACGAUCAAGACAUGUGUGACAUUACCAACAGGGGAAAUUUACUUAGCCCAUAAAAGGAUAGGUGUGGAAGUUACAUAGCUCAGUGUUUUAUUUGUUUUAAUUUAUUGUUCUGUGAUUAUGGGGUUUCUUUUAUUCAUGAGUUUAACUGUUCACUUGAACUGAGAAAUCUAAACAAAUAAUUCCAGGAACUUUAGAACAGAAAAAGAAGCUAUGCAACAGAUCUAUAUAUAUGUAACUUUUUGGUGAACUUAACAUCUUGCAGUAAAAUGUGCAAGAAUUUGAAAUUCUUAUAUGUGAAACUCCAACACAGUAUGUUGUAGUUUCGAAUAUUUACUACUGAAGCUUUGACACUGUGCA
This is a messenger RNA of Capsicum annuum, 2775 nucleotides long. Its product is annotated as probable methyltransferase PMT11. The record is from RefSeq and is a predicted model, not a curated record. NCBI's taxonomy places the organism in Eukaryota, Viridiplantae, Streptophyta, Magnoliopsida, Solanales, Solanaceae. Gene Ontology annotation, cellular component: endosome; cytoplasm; trans-Golgi network. Bases 179 to 2224 code for a protein of 681 amino acids. The transcript has 9 exons. Gene Ontology annotation, molecular function: methyltransferase activity.